Messenger RNA from Solanum verrucosum, 1164 nucleotides. RefSeq names its product heat stress transcription factor A-6b-like. The record is from RefSeq and is a predicted model, not a curated record. NCBI's taxonomy places the organism in Eukaryota, Viridiplantae, Streptophyta, Magnoliopsida, Solanales, Solanaceae. Gene Ontology annotation, cellular component: nucleus. Gene Ontology annotation, biological process: regulation of transcription by RNA polymerase II. The transcript has 2 exons. Gene Ontology annotation, molecular function: DNA-binding transcription factor activity; RNA polymerase II cis-regulatory region sequence-specific DNA binding. The coding region runs from base 76 to 1164 and encodes 362 amino acids.
ACACAUUAAUUAAACAUAUUUUCCUUUAUUCAAGAUUUAACUUUCUAGUAUACCCCUUGUUAGAUCAAGAUUUAUAUGGAUCCUAAUUUUGGUGUCCCAAUAAAAGAAGAGUUUCCUAGAUCUAAUGAGCCUAGUAUGUGGAUUCCUCAACCAAUGGAGGGGCUUCAUGAGAAUGGACCUCCACCAUUUCUAACAAAGACUUAUGAGUUUGUGGAUGAUCAAAACACCAAUAAUGUUGUUUCUUGGAGUAUAGGUAAUAAUAGUUUCAUUGUUUGGGAUCCUCAAACUUUUGCCAUGAAUCUUCUUCCAAGGUACUUCAAGCAUAGCAAUUUCUCAAGCUUUGUCAGGCAGCUCAAUACUUAUGGAUUUAGGAAGGUUAAUCCAGACCAAUGGGAGUUUGCUCAUGAAGGUUUCUUGAGGGGGCAAAGGCAUCUCUUGAAAACAAUUAGAAGGAGAAAAACAAGUAAUUUCCAUCCUGGACAAGGUUCAAAUCAAGGUAUAGACUCUUAUAUUGAAUUGGGAAAGCUUGAGAUAGAUGGAGAAAUUGAUCGAUUAAGGCGUGAGAAGAAAGAUUUGAUGAUGGAAUUGGUAGAGCUUAAACAACAUCAACAAACUACAAAAUCACACAUCAAAUCAAUGGAAGAAAAGCUUAAGAGGACAGAAGCAAAGCAACAACAAAUGAUGAAUUUCUUGGCUAAAGCAAUGCAAAAUCCAAGGUUUUUGGAGCAAAUGAUGCAACAAAAGGAAAGAAGGAAGGAACUUGAAGAAGAAAUUAGGAAUAAGAGAAGGAGGCAAAUUGAUCAUCAUCAAGGUCCUAGUAAUAUUGUUGGAGAAUUAGACCAUAGUGUUAAUAAUAGUGAUGAAAAUUUCAAUAUAAAGAUGGAACCUCAUGAAUAUUAUUAUGGUGAAAUGAAUGGAUUUGAUGAUCUUGAAUUGGAGACAUCACUUGGUAUGAGCAUGCAAGGAGGACCAAGUGAGAACACAAUCAAUUUUGAAGAAGACUAUAAUAUUGAGAAUAAAUCUAUUGAUCAUGAAGGAUUUUGGGAGGGUUUGUUGAAUGAAAAUAUUGAAGAUGAGAUCAAUUUACUUGAAGGAGAAAAUGAGGAAGAUCAUGUGGAUGUUUUGGCUUAUCAGCUUGGAUUUUUGGGUUCUACACCAAAGUAA